This is a messenger RNA of Staurois parvus, 294 nucleotides long. Lineage: Eukaryota; Metazoa; Chordata; Amphibia; Anura; Ranidae. The record is from the annotation of a GenBank genome assembly.
UGCCACCUAUCAAUGCCACAUAUCAGUGCCCAUCUGAGCUGCUUUUCAGUGUCACCUAUCAGUGCCAGUCAGUGCCACCUAUCAGUGCUGCCAAUCAGUGCCACCUAUCAGUGCCAGUCAGUGCCACCUAUCAGUGCCAGUCAGUGCCGCCUAUCAGUGCCAGUUAGUGCCACCUAUCAGUACGCACCAGUGCUGCCUAUCAGUGCCACCUAACAGUGCUGCCUAUCAGUGCCACCUAACAGUGCCAGUCAGUGCCGCCUAUCAGUGCCACCUAUCAGUGCUGCCUAUCAGUGC